GAGUCCCUUGCUCUACCUCAACUGCCCAUCUAUUCGCUGUUAUACUGUAUCAGACUCAACAACAUUGACACCGGCACCACCAUGCAUGCUGGGUUCAACAUCCUUGGGCAUUCGGGUAUUGAAGACAAGACGGAAGUCGAAAAUCAUUAGUAAAUGUCGCGGACAAGCGCCGUCGAUCCGUCGCCGCCCAGGGCAACGAGGGUACAUAAAGCGGUGACCCUCAACCGCAACUUGCCCACUUUCUGUCUCUUUCUUCCAUCUUCCCCGUCGCUCGCUGCACUUGUACUUGGACCGUCAUGAUCUCCUUGUCUUUCAUUUUGUCCCUCGCACUCGUUCCUCUCGCGUUUGCGCAGAAUAACACCCAACUUCAGAUCGAGGCUAUUGAAGCACACUUUAGCAAUUCAGGUCUCGUUCCGUCAUUGUUGCCCACCUUUGUCCCAGAGGCAGAAAUGGUUCUUGACUUUGCUGGUGUAGGCCAAAUCACGCCUGGCCAGGCAUUGGACAAGUCUCAGGUUGCCCCCGCUCCGAGUGUAUUGAUCACGCCCGCCAACUCCACAGUUUCUCUUGAAGGAACCUUUACGCUCGCUAUGAUCGAUGCCGACAUUGUUGGUGCCGACCAGUCCGAGGGUCAAACCAGACAUUGGCUUGUGAACAGCGUCACGUUGACUGGCACCACUCCUCUGAAUGUCUCUACUGAGGGUGCGACCGUCAUCACUUCUUACGCUGGUCCUGGUCCUGCGGCGGGUAGCGGUGCCCAUCGUUAUGUUGUUCUACUCUACUCUCAGCCCUCCACGUUCACUGCGCCUGAAGGCUUGAACGCACCUGGCGCUGCAGUUGAGAAAUACAACUUCGACGACUAUGUCAAGAAUAGCAACUUGGGUCCCCUCGUCGCAGGUACCUACUUCACCGUCGAAGAAGGAACCGCCAGUGCGACCGUUUCUUCCACCGCUGCCGUCGUCACCUCCACUCUCCCUGUCGCUACUGCCAGCGGCACCUCUGGCUCUACUUCUGGCUCUGGCUCAGGAGCCCCUUCACCUACUUCUACUGGCAGUUCCCAGAGCAACGGCGCGAAGGGCUCCAAGGUAUUCUCUGUUGAAGUGUUGCUCAUUGCUUUCGCUCUUGGCUUCUUCCUUGGUUGAAAGGAGUUCAUGACUGUCGUUCAAAUGAAUUUGGCAUAAUGAUUCAGACACUGGUUAUGUUAUACCCACAGGGUACUAUAGCGAUGUAGUUACAGACACGUUCCUUGAAAAUCGAGAGACAACUAAUUAUCAUUACACGGAAAGCGCAGU
This is a messenger RNA of Somion occarium, 1289 nucleotides long. Lineage: Eukaryota; Fungi; Basidiomycota; Agaricomycetes; Polyporales; Cerrenaceae. The record is from the annotation of a GenBank genome assembly.